GUCCAAACUUAAGAUAAUGAUAAGGCGUGAAAGGAAGAAGGAGCAAGAAACACAGGAAAAGAACGAAAGAAAAAAUGGAAGGAAAAUUGUCUCGCGCAGCAAAGAAGCUCACAUCGUCUCCCAUUCAAGAACUCUCCCACCUUGCUCAGAGAUGCAACGCCAUCAACCUCGCCGAAGGCUUCCCCGACUUCCCUGCCCCUCUCCACCUCAAAAACGCUGCCAUUUCCGCCAUCAAUUCCGACUUCAACCAGUACAGGCAUGUGCAAGGUAUAUGUGACCUUUUGGCCAAGAUGGUGAAGGAAAUGCAUGGUUUAGACAUUGACCCUCUUACUGAAGUAGCUAUUUGCUGUGGUCAAACUGAGGCCCUUGCAGCUGCAAUCUUUGCAACAAUUGACCCGGGUGACGAAGUCAUAAUCUUUGACCCUUCCUAUGAAACAUAUCAAGGAUGUGUUACUUUGGCUGGGGGAGUCCCGAUAUAUGUGCCACUUGAUCCGCCUAAUUGGACCCUUGAUCCAAGCAAAUUGCUGAGAUCAAUAACUGAGAGAACCAAGGCCAUUAUACUGAACAGCCCUCACAAUCCAACCGGCAAAGUUUUCACAAAAGAUGAACUUGAGGCUAUUGCAGGAGCAUGCUGUAGCCGAAAUUGCCUGGCAAUAACAGAUGAAGUCUACGAAUAUAUAACUUAUGAUAACCAAAAACACAUAUCCCUUGCCUCAUUUCCAGGAAUGCAAGAGCGGACUAUAAUAACAUCUUCUUUGUCUAAAACAUUUAGUGUCACAGGUUGGAGGGUUGGAUGGGCAAUUGCACCAGCUUUUAUUGCGUCUGCUAUCAGAAACAUUCACGUAACCGUUACAGAUUCUGCUCCAGCACCUUUUCAGGAAGCUGCAUUGACCGCUUUGAGAAGCCCCCCAGAAUACUUUGAAUCACUGAGAAGGGAUUAUCAAUCAAAAAGAGACUAUAUCAUCAAGUUGCUCACAGGAGUAGGUUUCAAGAUACGGUUUAUACCUCAGGGUGCCUUCUUUUUAUUCGCUGAACUUCCUGAAAAUUGCCCCCUUUCUGAUGUAGAAUUUGUUAAAGAACUAAUACUUGAAGCAGGGGUUGUGGCUGUUCCAGGUCAAGGAUUUUUCCAUACAAACUUAUCAUCAAAUGAAGUUAGUAAUGAGAGUUGUAACUACCAGCAGAGAUACAUCAGGUUUGCAUUCUGCAAGAGCGAUGCAACUUUGAAUAUGGUUUCCGAAAGACUAGGUAAGCUUUUGGAUGCUGCAGGGCAUCUCUGCUUCUUCCUCCGUGCUGCAAUCAUGAAGGACACUUGAAAUCCAUUAUAUCUUCAUUACUCAAAUGCUCUAGACCUUGUCCUGGUUUCUCAUCCUUUGAAUGGAAGCAACUGGAAUACAUGGGGUCUUGCCGCAAUUGUAGCUAGCUCAAUCAAGAGCAAAGUCACCUUUAUUGAUAAGGCGAUAUGAUUCUGAUCACAGCCGCUCAAUGCCUAGAUUCUCACAACAACAAUGUGGCUAUCUCAUUGAUUUUCAACUCACUUUCAAAAGAUAUUAUUGCAAGUAUCAUGUAUUCUGAUUAUGCAGACUUAAGUUGGCAAAGACAUGAAGGAAAUAUUCGGCCAUUUUUUUGUUACUCAGACUAA
Lotus japonicus is the source of this 1639-nucleotide messenger RNA. RefSeq lists its product as uncharacterized. The record is from RefSeq and is a predicted model, not a curated record. NCBI's taxonomy places the organism in Eukaryota, Viridiplantae, Streptophyta, Magnoliopsida, Fabales, Fabaceae. The transcript has 9 exons. Gene Ontology annotation, cellular component: cytoplasm. The coding region runs from base 75 to 1313 and encodes 412 amino acids. Gene Ontology annotation, biological process: biosynthetic process. Gene Ontology annotation, molecular function: L-kynurenine:2-oxoglutarate transaminase activity; pyridoxal phosphate binding.